AUGGCUAUUUCUACAGGCUCUCAGGCUCCGUUCCCGCAGUCAUGUGCUCCGAACAAAGAACUUUUGAAGCAUUCUGAUAUCAGCAUACCAACCCCUACACAUCUACAUGAGAACGAUGCACAUUAUAUAGCACAUAUACCUGGAGAUCCCGCAGUUAAUCUUCUACUCAACGAGGUCCGCGACUAUUUGUCCAAUCAACUGGAAACUCCACUCCUGGACGAACUUUACGAUCAUCUUUGGCUAGUUCCCAGGAAAUCCGGCCAAAACAUUGACGCGCUCCAUAGGCAAAGAGUCAAGGGCCGAAGCAUUGUCCCUGCGGAAGACCCUAGACUUCAUCUUGUCUGGGGCGGCGACAAAAUCUACAUAAAGCCCAUUCCAGUUUUCCUCCUCGACCAUGAUUUUUGGACUAUGUAUCUACACCCUAGGAUGGGGGAAACUUCUGCGCCGUAUUCCCAAGGACUUUCCCAAGCUGCUACUUCAGCCUUCGACCGCUCGGUUGCACUAGGGUUUUUGCGGUCAUAUGCGUUGCUCGUACCGCAUCGCCUCGACUUCAUUUUCAUCCGCCACUUUCGCGACCUCGGAGACGAGAGCGUUGCAAAGCGGUACCACUACGGACAGCUACGUCUCUCGCGACUGGACUGGGCCGUCCGAAUAUUUCGUCCCCAGCACACCAGCACGAUCUGGUUCUGCGAAAUUCCUCAGUGGUCUCACACCGAUUUCGUGGCGAGAGCGACCCUGCCUUUGCUGUUCGUGUUUGCCAGUGUUUCCCUCGCUCUUUCGUCGAUGCAAGUUGCUCUCUCUGUGCCAGGAGAUGAGCUAUGGCCUCAAGGACUCAGCGAAUCUGGAAAACGAGAUAUGCAACGGGCGUUUUGGAUGUUCUCCGUUGUCGUGGUACUAUUGGAUUUUGAGGUGACUAACGCCGUCCUGUCUCAUCAUGUUUGCGCCUGA
Molecule: messenger RNA, 948 nt
Organism: Pseudomassariella vexata
Lineage: Eukaryota; Fungi; Ascomycota; Sordariomycetes; Amphisphaeriales; Pseudomassariaceae
Exons: 3
Coding region: 1-948 (315 amino acids)
Source: RefSeq, a predicted model, not a curated record